UACAAAAAUAUAAUUCACAUGAACCUUACUACUAUUAAUUGCUGUACUUUUGUCAAUUGUCACCCUCUCCACAUUCAUUUCCACUUUUUUUUGUUCUUGUCGAUUCAUUUCGAUUCAUAAUGCUUACAAUUUUAGAUUGCAAUUUACAUCAAACUUCUUCCUCUUCUUCAAUAGUAUAGGUUUUAACUUUUAGUUUCCUCUGUUUCUUUUAUUCUUUUUCUUCUUUUUAUUUUGUGGGUUUUAAGGGUUUUGCUGCAAGAUUUGCAAUUGGUUUCUUUUUGGGGGUCCUGGGGGGUUUUUCAAUUUCUGAAAUUAAUACCCAGUUGCAGAAUUUCGCCAUUGUUGAAAAGCUUGAGCUUUUGGGGGCCCAUUCAACUAUUCAUGAUUGGAAGUAUGGCUGCAACUUCAGCUAUCCUAAAUGAUACCGCACUUGUGUAUUCUUCAACUGGUUCAGUUGAUAGUAGUUCGGAUACUCCAUUGAAUGAGGGUCAGUGCCAUUGGUUUUCUCCCAAGGCAAGCAAUCAUAUUGAAGUCGGAAAUGGGGGAUACUAUGACAGAGGUGAUGGUGCUUUUGCUUACAAAUAUCAGCUUGAGAACGAUGUUCGAAGUUUACACCAACAGUUGCAGGAGGAAAAGGAAUUGCAUGCGACUCUGGAAAAUGCUAUCGAAAAGAAUGUCAUGGAAUUAUCUACUCCAUCUCACUUUCCCCAGCAUGCAGUAGAGCUUUUGUCCAGUAUUGCAGCGCUAGAGGCCUCGAUUUCAGAGCUUCAAGAGGAGAUGAUUUCACUCCAUUAUCAACUGAGUCAAGAAAGAAAUGAAAGGAGACUUGCUGAAUACCGAUUGCAACGUUCUAAUUCCAAGAAGACAUCUUCACCUUCCUGGCAGGAGAGCCAAUUAUCUUCAAAAAUGCAUCCCAAGUGUAGCGGGCCUGUGAAUACUGGGAAGCUCACUAAAGAGCUUUCUUCUAAGGGACUAUGGAAUCAUCCUAAUCGGUUAUCAGAGGAGAUGGUGCGAUGCAUGAGAAGUAUUUUCAUCUCUUUGGCUGAAUCUUCCCCUUCGUCAAAUGGCACCACAAUGGAUUUGCCAAGUUCACCCCGUGCUCAUCCUUCAAAUGCUCCAUCAUGGUCAUUAUCUGAACACUUGAUGGUUCCCAUGUGGGCAAAAAGCCCACAGAUUGAUUUGCCUCAUGAUUCGGAGGUGCUAGGAACAGACAGUACUUUUGACCCUUAUAAAGUCAGUGGAAAAUUAAGUUGGUUGGAGAUUGGGAGAUAUGGAUUGGCAACAGAAGUUUCUUGGAUGUCAGUUGGUAAAAGGCAGCUGGAAUAUGCUGCAGGAUCACUGCGGAGAUUCAGGAUACUUGUUGAGCAAUUGGCCAAAGUGAAUCCUAUCCUCUUGAGCAGUGAUGAAAAGCUGGCUUUCUGGAUCAACUUGUAUAACGCCUUGAUUAUGCAUGCUUAUCUGGCAUAUGGGGUCCCGCGAAGUGAAAUGAAGUUCUUUUCGUUGCUGCAAAAGGCAGCUUAUACAGUCGGUGGCCAAUUAUUCAGUGCUGCUGUCAUUGAGUAUGUGAUCCUGAAGAUGAGACCACCUAUUCAUCGUCCUCAAAUUGCUCUGCUACUGCCUCUUAACAAGCUAAAGGUAUCAGAGGAACAAAAAAAAUUCGCAAUUGAUUCUUAUGAACCAAAUAUCGCAUUUGCCCUCAGCUGUGGGAUGUACUCAUCGCCUGCGAUUCAGGUGUUCACAGCAAAGAAUGUCAGAGAUGAACUUGAAGCAGCACAGCGUGAUUUCAUUCGGGCUUCUGUUGGUGUGAGUAGCAAAGGGAAGUUGCUGGUUCCAAAGAUGCUGCACUGCUUUUCCAGAAAUAACGUUGAUGAUUCAAAACUUGCUCAGUGGAUAUCGCGUUAUCUGCCUCAGGAGCAGGCUGCUUUCAUCGAGCAACACAUUACUCAAAAGCGGCAGAAGCUAUUUGGUUCUCGGAAUUGUGGGGUCCUUCCUUUUGAUUCUCGGUUUCGCUACCUUUUUGUGCCUGAAAUGGUUUACCAAUAACUGUGUGCCUGUUCCAGUGUAGUUUAGCAUAAACUCUGCUCGAGUACAUGUCAAGCUAAAAUGUUACCCAGGCCUGUAGUGUGUAAAUCAGGAAUAGGAGGGUAUAUAGUGGGACAGUGGGUGGUUUUUUGAUACCAACAAGGAGCAAAUUCUACUUGGAAUUUCUGGUGAAUAUAAAUGUAAAUACAUAUUCAGUACAAUUGAAAAUUUAUCAGUGCAAAUAAAUUUAGUUUCUCCAA
Molecule: messenger RNA, 2282 nt
Organism: Spinacia oleracea (spinach)
Lineage: Eukaryota; Viridiplantae; Streptophyta; Magnoliopsida; Caryophyllales; Amaranthaceae
Exons: 11
Coding region: 382-2043 (553 amino acids)
Source: RefSeq, a predicted model, not a curated record